CAAGCCCACAUUGAAAAAGCUCCACACGGAUUACAUCACGCGCGGCGUGAGGAUAUAACGGAGUCUCCGCUUUCUGCGCGAGACAACCGGAGCAUCAUGCCGAGCGUGCGCACGCGGAGCGCAAGGACAGGUCUGUUCGCCACGCAGCUCAAAGCGCACGACUCCUCCUAAUAUUAAAAUAACAACAAUAAAAGAAAAAAAGCACUGAUGCUGCGAACACGGCUGCAUUUUUUUCAUGAUGGGCAACUGUGAGUUUUGAAGACGCUCAAGACGCAGUUUGGAUAAGGCUCACGCGUAAUUACGCACAAGAAAUCCCAGCUCCCUGCGCGCGCCGGUCUCGCAGUUUUGGACCGUCAUGGUUACGGCACAGCCGUUUGUAACCGUCUACUUGAUGGUGCUGUCACUCGGACUCCAGAUGGACAAAGGGGUUUGUCAGCACUACUAUCUUCUGCGCCCCAUCCCGAGCGACAGCCUUCCUCUUGUGGAAUUAGAAGAGGAUCCCGACCCCCUUUUUGACCCCAAGGAGAGGGACCUGAACGAGACAGAGCUGAAAAGCGUCUUGGGAGAUUUUGACAGUCGCUUUAUGUCCGUCUCACCACCGGUGGACGACAAAUACACCGGGAAUGAUGAACUGGAUGAGUCUGAGAUCCUUAAGCCCGGCGGAGUACUUCCCAAGGAGAUCAGAGCGGUGGAUUUUGAUGUCCAGUUCGGCAAAAAACACAAACCGAGCAAAAAGCUGAAGCGCAGGCUACAGCAGUGGCUGUGGGCGUACUCCUUCUGUCCGGUCGCAUACACCUGGACCGACCUGGGAAAUAGAUUCUGGCCACGAUUCGUGCGUGUCGGCAGCUGCCUCAGUAAGAGGUCGUGCUCGGUUCCGGAGGGGAUGGUGUGCAAACCUGCAAACUCGACCCACUUGACGAUUUUGAGAUGGAGAUGCCUGCAGAGGAAAGGAAGACUGAAGUGCGCCUGGAUCCCGGUCCAGUACCCGAUCAUCACAGAGUGCAAAUGCUCCUGUUCCACUUAAAUUCUGACAUGACUCAUUCAGCGAUUUAGUUCUCACGUGCACUACCCAGUGUAGGAAUGUAUUUGUUUUAUAUAUCUCCGUGUACAAAGCCAGUAUUAUUUGUAACGAGAGUUUAUUUGUGGACAACAACUGAUAUAAUUUGUAUUUAUGCAGAAGGCGCAGAGCGUGUUUGGCGCGACCUCAGACCAAGCGUGGAUUAUUGAUCGGUGACUUGUUUCAUCAUGUAAAUUACAUAAAUUGCUAUUUAUUCUUUAUAUUCAUGCAAUAAAAGGACACGGAUAUUAUGUACAUGCA
Messenger RNA from Thalassophryne amazonica, 1318 nucleotides. RefSeq names its product noggin-like. The transcript has a single exon. The coding region runs from base 356 to 1024 and encodes 222 amino acids. Gene Ontology annotation, biological process: negative regulation of cell differentiation; dorsal/ventral pattern formation; osteoblast differentiation. The record is from RefSeq and is a predicted model, not a curated record. Lineage: Eukaryota; Metazoa; Chordata; Actinopteri; Batrachoidiformes; Batrachoididae.